AUGGAGAACGCAUAUACAAGAACGCCCGAGGAGGCGCUCCAGCAUUUCCAGGUCACGGAAGAGAAGGGUCUUUCAGAGCAGCAGGUGAAGAGCCUGCGAGAGAAGCAUGGCAAGAACGCCCUGCCCGAGGAACCACCUACACCCAUCUGGGAGCUCAUUCUUGAGCAGUUCAAGGACCAACUGGUCAUAAUCCUACUCGGUUCCGCAGCGGUAUCCUUUGUGCUUGCACUUUUCGAGCAAGAGGAGGGCUGGACAGCAUUCGUAGACCCGGCAGUUAUUCUUACAAUCCUCAUCCUGAACUCCGUCGUUGGUGUGUCGCAAGAAACGAGCGCUGAAAAGGCCAUCGCUGCGCUCCAAGAAUACUCGGCAAAUGAAGCAAAGGUCGUUCGUGACGGAGCAAUCAAGCGCGUCAAGGCUGACGACUUGGUUCCUGGAGAUGUCAUCUCUGUGGCAAUCGGUGACAGGAUCCCCGCGGAUUGCAGGAUACUGUCCAUCUCGAGCAACAGCUUCAACAUUGACCAGUCCAUCCUGACAGGUGAGAGCGAGAGUGUGAACAAGGACAUCCGCGUUGUUAAGGAUCAGAACGCGGUCAAGCAGGAUCAGAUCAACAUGCUGUUCUCCGGGACAACUGUCGUCACUGGGCACGCAAACGCGCUGGUAGUUCUGACCGGCGCGAACACGGCCAUUGGAGACAUCCACGACAGCAUCACUUCUCAGAUUUCACAGCCCACCCCUCUUAAGGAGAAGCUCAACGACUUUGGUGAUCAGCUCGCCAAGGUCAUCACGGCUAUCUGUAUCCUCGUCUGGCUCAUCAACAUCCGCAACUUCAACGACCCGUCCCACGGAAGCUUUGCCAAGGGUGCCAUCUACUACCUCAAGAUCGCGGUUUCCUUGGGUGUGGCUGCCAUUCCUGAAGGUCUUGCCGUCGUCAUCACAACUUGUCUGGCCCUGGGUACACGCAAAAUGGCCGCCAGGAACGCUGUCGUUCGUAGUCUUCCGUCUGUCGAGACACUGGGAAGCUGCAGUGUCAUCUGCUCGGACAAGACUGGUACCUUGACCACUAACCAGAUGAGCGUCAACAAGCUUGUCUUCAUCAAUGAGGCUGGCAAUGGGCUCGAUGAGUUCGAUGUCGAGGGGACCAGCUUCGCUCCCGAGGGUCAGAUUUCUUUCAACGGCCAGCCUGUUGAGAAUCUCGCUGCGUCUUCCGCUACUGUUCGCCAGAUUUGCGAGGUUUCUGCACUUUGCAACGACGCUUCUUUGGCCUACGACUCCAAGAACGGCACCUAUGGUAUCGUCGGUGAGCCUACUGAGGGCGCUCUUCGCGUCUUGGCCGAGAAGGUCGGUACCCCUGACGCAAGGCUCAACUUGAGCAAGACCAGCAUCUCGCCCGAAGGCCGUCUUCACUUCUCUAGCAAGUACUACGAACAGCACGCCUCCCGACAAGCUACCUACGAGUUCUCGCGCGAUCGCAAGAGUAUGUCUGUCUUGGUCGGCAACAGUCAAAGCGGAGGUCAGAAGCUUUUGGUCAAGGGCGCUCCGGAAUCCAUUCUCGCCCGCUGCACAUCAGCCCUCGUUGGCAAGGACGGAAAGAAGGUCCAGUUGAACAACCAGUUGGCUAACCUGAUUCAACAAGAGAUUGUCGACUACGGUAACCGCGGUCUACGUGUCAUCGCCAUCGCCUCGGUUGACGACGUCUCCAACAACCCUCUUCUGUCCAAGGCCAAGACCACCAAAGAGUACGCUCAACUCGAACAGAACAUGACUCUGAUUGGUCUCGUUGGCAUGCUGGACCCUCCUCGCCCUGAAGUUCGCGCCUCGAUUGCGAAGUGCCGCUCCGCUGGUAUCCGCGUAGUUGUCAUCACCGGUGACAAUCAGAACACUGCUGAAGCUAUCUGCCGACAAAUUGGUGUGUUUGGUCAGAAUGAGAACCUCACUGGCAAGAGCUACACUGGGCGUCAAUUCGAUGACUUGAGCGAGGCAGAGCAGAUGGAGGCCGCGAAGCACGCUUCGCUCUUCUCCCGUACCGAGCCAACCCACAAGUCCAAGCUGGUCGAUCUCCUCCAGAAGGCUGGUGAGGUCGUCGCCAUGACUGGUGACGGUGUCAACGAUGCACCAGCGCUGAAGAAGGCCGAUAUUGGUGUCGCAAUGGGCUCCGGUACUGACGUCGCCAAGCUCGCCGCCGACAUGGUCCUUGUUGACGACAACUUCGCCACGAUUGAGGGUGCCGUUGAGGAGGGUCGCUCCAUCUACAACAACACUCAGCAGUUCAUCCGCUACCUCAUAUCUUCUAACAUCGGCGAGGUCGUCUCCAUCUUCCUCACUGCCGCUGCAGGCAUGCCUGAGGCUCUUAUCCCCGUUCAGCUCCUUUGGGUUAACCUUGUCACCGAUGGUCUCCCCGCAACAGCACUCUCGUUCAAUCCUCCUGAUCACGACGUCAUGAAGCGCCAGCCCCGCAAGCGCGACGAAGCCCUCAUUAGCGGCUGGUUGUUCUUCCGUUACAUGGUCAUCGGAACCUAUGUCGGCGCAGCAACCGUUGGUGGUUACGCGUGGUGGUUCAUGUUCAACCAAGAGGGUCCCCAAAUCUCUUUCCACCAGCUCAGCCACUUCCACCGUUGCUCUUCCCAGUUCCCCGAGAUCGGCUGCGAGAUGUUCUCGAACUCGUCUGCACAGGCCGCUUCCACCGUCUCACUGUCCAUUCUUGUCGCCAUCGAGAUGCUCAACGCCAUGAACGCACUCAGCUCCUCGGAGUCUCUGCUGACCUUACCGCUCUGGAAGAACAUGAUGCUCGUCUACGCUAUCUGCCUGUCCAUGGCUCUGCACUUUGCGCUCCUCUACAUACCUUUCUUGCAGGGUUUGUUCAGCGUCAUCCCGCUUAACUGGAACGAGUGGAAGGCUGUGCUUUAUAUUAGUCUACCCAUCAUCCCACUCGACGAGGGUCUCAAGUACCUCGAGCGUAAGUUCUUCCUUCAGACGACACAGGUCGAUGAAGAUGCGCCGAACGGACGACCCAAGAAAGAGUAG
Messenger RNA from Ascochyta rabiei, 3021 nucleotides. Its product is annotated as P-type Ca(2+) transporter. Gene Ontology annotation, molecular function: ATP hydrolysis activity; P-type calcium transporter activity; ATP binding. Gene Ontology annotation, cellular component: membrane. Lineage: Eukaryota; Fungi; Ascomycota; Dothideomycetes; Pleosporales; Didymellaceae. Gene Ontology annotation, biological process: intracellular calcium ion homeostasis; calcium ion transmembrane transport. The record is from RefSeq and is a predicted model, not a curated record. The coding region runs from base 1 to 3021 and encodes 1006 amino acids. The transcript has 3 exons.